CGCACACAAACCGGCCACGCUCUUUCUGGAUAGAUCCGAACGAUUCUGGAAUUUUUAUUCACAAAACUUUUUCUUUCUUACGUUGACUCUCUUUUAAAAAUGUCAACCUUUUUAUUUCUCCCAGUUUUUGACUUUUUUUCCCCCAAAUUUCUUUUUGCUUGAAAUCUGGCAGGCAAUAGAAUUCCAAUUUCUCCUAAAAAGGCACUUUUUUAAGGAUAGUUCCAAAGUAUUAUCGAAAACCUUAUUUUGCCUGGAAAUCAGUAAUAUUCCGAAGCGGAAGAGUUUUUAGCAAACAGCGAGAUAUGGAGAACCAGUCGGCGGCGGAAACGGGGGGAACAAGUUUCUUCCAGCAACUUCUAAACAAGAGGAUGGUUUUAAACGCCAGAGACGAUACGAAAUCACUUCUUCAUCGGCUCAUCUUUGUGUCCAAAAUCUCAUCGGAAUUAGCAGAUAAGAGAGAUCUUGGAGAAUAUUGGGAGAAGACCUUUCAGGGUUAUAACCAGGGUGACUAUGUCAGCGGACUCCUGCUGCUUUAUCCCUCCUACACUAUCCACGUUCUGGAGUCCAGCAGUGACGUCCUGUACUGUGUACUGAGGGAGCUGAGGAACAUGAAGAAACAAGGAAACCGGGCUCUGGUGCUGGACCCCAGAAUCGUUGUGAUGUCCCAUGAUAUCCCCAGUCGUCUCUUCAGCCAGUGGAGCUAUAAAGUCCUGCACGUUCCUGCACAACACUUGGGAGAUAAGUAUGCCAACGAGACUGUUGAUGACAUCAUUAGCGAGUGUUUGACUAAGAUAUUGAAGAUCGGGAAGCACCUUACCAAGUAUCCCAAGGGUUCUAAGAACAUUCCAGACUCUGCGUUUGAGAAGGUGCCAGACUUAAUCAUUCCCCAAGCUUCCAUCUCCUUCCUCUUGCAUUGUAAGGACCUCCUGACUCCCGACCAGUUCCUGGAGACCUACGACUCUCCUCUGAACAUUCUCAUGGACUCUGAUCGUGUCUGGCCAACUCCAGUCCACUUAACACCCAUUCAGGCAUCACGCUGAUUGCAUCGACUCUUAAUCUCUCUUUGGUUCCAUCUUGAUGAAGACGCAGACUUACGUUAAACCCCCCAUUUACCAACACAGACACCUCAAGAGCAAAAUGUAAUUGUAAUACUUUUAAAAAUGAACAAAAAAACUAAAAAAACCCCAAAAAACAAAGAUGCAAUCAUUUUAUCUUCCUUCAUUUUUAUUUCAUCUUAUAUUAAAAAAAAAAAGACAUCUCAGGAGUGUUGGCUUUUGGGAGAAGCUAUGGUUCAGAACAUUUGAUUUGAUUACAGAGGUAUACACUGAAACAAUAUAUUUAUUGUCAGGAUGUCACAUGUUCAGACACGAUAGAGAGAGUCAGGGUGAACAUGCGUGAAAUCCGUUGGCUGUUGAGAUCUCCGGACAUAUUGAAAUCAUUUUUGGUGUCCGGUGGCAGGUGUCGUCUGGGUUACAUUGUAUCAAAGGCUUGGGUGACAACUUGCAUAAGUGACGGGUGUUAGGCAAAAAUAAAAAUGGUUUACAAAAGGUCUCUGGUGGGGUGGGAGGUGUGCAUAGGAACCCCCAUAACAGGUCGACAUAGGAAAUAAAUAUUCCUGUUACCGCGGGUUUGUUGAA
Spea bombifrons (plains spadefoot toad) is the source of this 1637-nucleotide messenger RNA. Its product is annotated as testis-expressed protein 47-like. Gene Ontology annotation, molecular function: FAD binding; blue light photoreceptor activity. The transcript is spliced from 7 exons. The coding region runs from base 303 to 1040 and encodes 245 amino acids. NCBI's taxonomy places the organism in Eukaryota, Metazoa, Chordata, Amphibia, Anura, Pelobatidae. The record is from RefSeq and is a predicted model, not a curated record.